AUGCAUUUCUCCAUCAUCGCCUUGAUCAUUACAACCGCCUCCCUAGUGGCAGCUGACCCAACCCCGUGGCCCCAAUGCGGCACCUGCAAUCCUAUCUCAGGCGAGAACUGGUGUGAUCCGUCCACCUCGUGCAUUAACACGGGGAAAUCAUUCCAUUGCGCCUGCCGUGCUGGCUUCAAGGCGUCCCAGUACAAUGACGACACAUAUCAUCAGUUCCGCCUGCCGAUGCCAAAGUAUGAGUUCCUUGUUUUCGUUCCUGAGGAGACGGCUUGCAACACUCCCUGUGACGAUCUGUAUGCUGCUCCUUCCGAUCUUUGCAACGAGGUCAAGCUUCAGCACCAGUGCGCGGCUUAG
Molecule: messenger RNA, 354 nt
Organism: Penicillium digitatum Pd1
Lineage: Eukaryota; Fungi; Ascomycota; Eurotiomycetes; Eurotiales; Aspergillaceae
Product: putative adhesin
Source: RefSeq, a predicted model, not a curated record